UCCUCUGAUCAGUCUGGUCACUGGCAGAGUCUUCAGGACAGGACACAACUAGGUAGAGCUGGUCAGGCAGGGGAAGACUCCGGAGGAAAAAGUAGGCAAUGUUGCAGCUAGGCUCCAGUUUUUGCACUUUUAGGGAAGGCGACUGAGGUAUUAGAAGGAUUUUUGGUGUUUUCAGGCUGAAAGGUUGAGGUAGCCCCCAUAGCCGCAGUAUUUUUGGAUCUCUUCUGAGAGAGGUACACAAAAAUGUCUUCUCCAAGUCCGGGCAAGAGGCGAAUGGAUACCGACGUGGUGAAACUCAUUGAAAGCAAGCAUGAAGUUACCAUCUUGAGUGGACUUAAUGAGUUUGUGGUCAAGUUUCAUGGACCACCUGGAACACCGUAUGAAGGGGGCGUGUGGAAGGUUCGGGUGGACUUGCCAGAUAAAUACCCCUUCAAAUCACCGUCAAUAGGGUUCAUGAACAAAAUCUUUCAUCCCAACAUUGAUGAAGCGUCAGGGACGGUGUGUUUAGACGUCAUCAACCAGACGUGGACAGCUCUGUAUGACCUCACCAACAUCUUUGAGUCGUUCCUCCCUCAGCUGCUCGCCUACCCCAACCCCAUCGAUCCUCUGAAUGGGGACGCCGCCGCCAUGUACCUCCACCGGCCAGAGGACUACAAACACAAGAUCAAAGAGUACAUCCAGAAGUACGCCACAGAGGAGGCUCUAAAGGAGCAAGAGGAGGGCAGGGGCGACUCCUCUUCCGAAAGCUCAAUGUCAGACUUUUCGGAGGACGAGGCUCAGGAUAUGGAGUUGUAGUGAAGGGGGAGCAGCCUUCACCUCACAACAGACUGUCAUUUCCUAAAGAGCAGAAACUCAGUACUCUAUUCAUAUUUAAACAAGACUAUUUUUUACAGCAAAACAAGGAUUUUUAUUGCUACACAAGGGUUUGCAGUAUAAAAAAGAUAAAAUCUCAUAUUCUGGGGAAUUCAUCAUGACCUGCCUAUCUCCCUCCUCUUCAUCACAAAACCAGUUUGUUUCAGGAUGGGGGUUUUCAUGCCGUUUGACAGACGCUGGACUGAACCUUGACGCCAGCAGGGGAAGGGGAGCCAUCUGCGCGCCUCGACGUCACCUUCUGCUGUUUCCUUUGAAUACCAUCGAACAUGUUGAUUGGUCAUCAUUUAACACUGCCGCCACGAGAACCCGCCAUUUACAAUCUUUAUUUGAUGAGAAAGAGCAGAUGCACGGGUGUUCAGACCGCUCUCAAUGCAAUCCUGCAGAAGCAUUGCACACAAUCGUGUGUGUGCGUAUGUGUGUGCGCGUGUGUCAGCGAAUGCUUGGUUGCAGUCCACAGAUAACUUGUGUUGUCCUGGCUUCUGAUGCUCAGCAGGAAUCAGGAGAGAGGUGUAUGAUCCUGGUCUCUCUGUUCUUCAGCAGCAGUUUCUUCCUCCUCCUCCUUCUUCCCCUCUCCGUUUUAGGAAAGUGUUUGCCAUCCUCUGAGUAUCUUUGUGUUUCGUGGCAUGACACAGAAGAUUUAGUCGGCGUUUGUAGAGCUGUGUUGCUGUGGGCAUGAAGACAACGCUCGUUUCUCAGGCCGGGUUCAGUGGGAAUCGCCGUUGAACUUCUUUACUUUGCCUAUUGCUUUUGUUGAACUGUAAUAGGUGUCUGACUUGCGUAGGGAUAGUUAGUUUCUUUGCGGGUGAUGUGUCCUGUCAUAAUGUAUGGUUUAAUACUUCUAUAACACACAGGCUGUUCUAUAAAGAUGAGGAAGUUGACGCAUUUAAUCAGCUGUUGGAUGAUUCUGUUAAAGCUAAUCCUCCAAAUACUGUUUGCACCCCCACUCCUCUGCCCUUCUUUUAUAUUUAAACUUGUCUGUCAGACAUUAUUAUAGGAAUUAUUUUUUCUCUCAAAACAACUCAGCAGGGUUGGAUUUAUUUUUUUCUUGCUCUACUUUCCAAAAAAAGUGUUGGGACCAACAUAUGACAAACAUGUAAAUUUUAAUUUCCCCUCAAAAAGGAGUUCUCAGAUAUCUACAAAGUAUGGAUGUUCCCCUAAAGGAUCAAACUGGAGUUCUCCCGCUGAAGACACAUGGAAACAUCUAGCUUUUUUGGGGUUUGUUCCUAACAAAGCUGACAUCCCAGUUGGUUACAAUGAUGAUUGUGUUGGCAAAGCUAUGACAGCUUAUUGUUCAGUGAUGGAAAUAUUUGGUUUGAUUAUUAUUUUAUUUUUUUUUGGCAAUCUGAAUGCUGGUGGAAGCUGCAGUCCCUCCCUGUGCUGCUUUCUACAUGAAUAGAAACAUGUAAAGUCAUAUCAAAAUCUAAAAAAGGCAUUUGUUUUAAGAUGAAGGUCAACAGAUUCAGAGAGAAUAAAAAAUGCAAUUCAGCUUUAUGUUCCCAUCAUGUUACAGUUUAUAGAUGAGAACAAAAGGAAAUCGCUGUUCAGCCUCCCCAUUAUCUGGAGUCACCGUUGUGCAAUUUAGAUGCAGCACACAUAUUCAAUGCCUAUAAUUUGUCUUUUUUUUAUCUUUUAUUUUAAGCCCUACGUUCAAAAUACAGAUCGAGAUUACAUUUUUAAAGGCCAAAAAAAAGGAAGAAAAAGAACCGUGAAUAAAUGUGCUUCCCUUGUAACUUAAAAAAAUAAAUAAAAAAGUAAGCAUUA
This is a messenger RNA of Oryzias latipes (Japanese medaka), 2634 nucleotides long. The record is from RefSeq and is a predicted model, not a curated record. Lineage: Eukaryota; Metazoa; Chordata; Actinopteri; Beloniformes; Adrianichthyidae.